CCUCGUGACGUCACAUCAGCUGACUGCGGUCUCUCAGAAGUAGGAUUCUCCGUCGACCUUCGUCUCCGUGAAUUCUUCCUCCGGUUCCAGCGCCGCGCUCCGCAGCUCCUCUCCCCGACAUGGCGAGUCAGUCCCAGGGCAUCCAGCAGCUGCUGCAGGCUGAGAAGAGAGCGGCCGAGAAGGUGGCAGAGGCCCGCAAACGUAAGAACCGUCGUCUGAAGCAGGCGAAGGAAGAAGCGCAGGCGGAGAUCGAACAGUAUCGUCUGCAGAGGGAGAAGGAGUUCAAGACCAAAGAAGCCGCUGCACUCGGUUCCCAUGGCAACAGCGCGGUGGAGGUGGACCGCGACACGGUGGAGCGGAUGGGUCAUAUCCAGGCCAGUUACCGCGGCAACCGGGAGGCGGUGCUGGGCGAGCUCCUGCGACGUGUCUGCGACAUCCAUCCAGAGUUUCACGCUAACUACCGCGUGGCCGGCUGAGGGGGCGGGGCCACGACACCUCGGGGUCUUUAAUAAAUGUUGUGUUACAUGUUGAUGUUUACAAGAUAUUUAUAUCAGAAUGUUUGUGUCUGUUAAAUCUAUAAAUCUAUAAAUGUUUCCUGAACCUUACAAAAUAAAAGUGGUUAUUCACUGUAUGUGUGAACGGUGAGAAUCAGCCAAUCAUAAAUAUCAUUUAAUUAGUCUGCUCCUCUUCUCUCACCUGAUUGGCUGGGUGGAAAGUGGGAAUCUCUAUUGUGGAGAAUCAGUUUUUUGUUGUUUCCUGUGUGACCAUGUGACUUCCUGUUGAUGUUUGUGAAAUGGUGAAACAGAAAAAUAUUAAACUUCAUGUUUAUCAGCUGAAA
Molecule: messenger RNA, 838 nt
Organism: Scophthalmus maximus (turbot)
Lineage: Eukaryota; Metazoa; Chordata; Actinopteri; Pleuronectiformes; Scophthalmidae
Gene: atp6v1g1
Product: ATPase H+ transporting V1 subunit G1
Exons: 3
Coding region: 120-476 (118 amino acids)
Biological process (GO): proton transmembrane transport
Cellular component (GO): vacuolar proton-transporting V-type ATPase complex
Molecular function (GO): proton-transporting ATPase activity, rotational mechanism
Source: RefSeq, a predicted model, not a curated record